Messenger RNA from Fomitiporia mediterranea MF3/22, 2545 nucleotides. RefSeq lists its product as uncharacterized. Bases 107 to 2305 code for a protein of 732 amino acids. The transcript has 4 exons. The record is from RefSeq and is a predicted model, not a curated record. Lineage: Eukaryota; Fungi; Basidiomycota; Agaricomycetes; Hymenochaetales; Hymenochaetaceae. Gene Ontology annotation, molecular function: FMN binding; flavin adenine dinucleotide binding; NADPH-hemoprotein reductase activity. Gene Ontology annotation, cellular component: cytosol.
CCUCAUCUCUCUCCCCAACACUUUAACUCCCGGCAGUACAAGAACACUAGACUCGUCCAGUCUACGUGUCCGUCCUGCUGCUUUCACUCCUUCGCCAGAGCCCGUCAUGGCGUCCACUUCCUCCUCUGACGUGGUCAUCCUCGGCCUUGGCGUAGUCCUUGCGGCACUCUAUCUUUUCAAGGACCAAAUUUUCUCAUCUGGAAAGGCUUCCAAUGUACCCGCAGCACCCGCCAAAGGUCUUGCCAACGGUGGUGGCAAUCCCCGUGAUUUCGUUGCAAAAAUGAAGGAGAGCAAAAAACGUAUUGUUAUUUUCUAUGGUUCGCAAACUGGUACUGCAGAGGAAUAUGCUGUUCGUCUCGCUAAGGAGGCAAAACAGAAGUUCGGACUUGCCUCUCUCGUGUGUGACCCGGAAGAAUACGACUUUGACAACCUUGACCAAGUCCCAGAGGACUGUUGCGUCAUCUUUGUCAUGGCUACUUACGGAGAGGGAGAGCCAACUGAUAACGCAGUCACGCUGACUCAAAACGUCUUCGAAUCCGACUUCGAGUUCUCAAACGGUGCCCACCGACUUGAGGGCCUUAAGUACGUGGUUUUCGGUCUCGGGAACAAGACCUACGAGCACUACAAUGCUAUUGCACGCAAAAUGGAUGCUGCGCUAUCUGAGAUGGGUGCAGUACGCAUCGGCGAGCGCGGCGAAGGCGAUGACGAUCGUUCAAUGGAAGAAGACUAUCUCGAAUGGAAGGACGGUAUGUGGGAAGCAUUUGCUCAGGUCAUGGGUGUAGAAGAGGGACAAGGCGGUGAUUCACCUGAUUUCGUCGUUUCUGAACUCGAAGACUAUACCCCUGAAAAAGUCUAUCUCGGUGAACUCUCGGCUCGUGCGCUUACCAAGACGAAGGGUAUUCAUGAUGCCAAGAACCCGUACCCAGCUCCAAUUACGGUCGCCCGCGAGUUGUUCACCAUGGACGCCGACCGUAAUUGUGUUCACUUGGAACUGAACAUUGAAGGCUCUGGCAUUUCAUACCAACACGGAGACCACGUUGGUGUAUGGCCAUCCAACGCUGAUCUUGAAGUCGACCGACUCCUUUGCGCCCUCGGCCUUUACGAAAAGAAGGACAAGGUUAUCGGCAUUGAGUCUCUUGAUCCGGCACUUGCCAAGGUUCCUUUCCCGGUCCCGACUACCUACAACACGGUUCUCCGUCACUACAUUGACAUCUCUGCCGUUGCUGGUCGUCAAAUUCUCGGCACACUUUCCAAGUUCGCGCCUACGCCAGAAGCUGAGGCGUUCCUUAAGGAUCUUAAUGCUGACAAGGAGAAAUUCGGAAAGAUCGUUGCAGGCGGAUGCCUCAAAAUUGGCGAAAUCCUUCAACUGGCUGCGGGCAAUGACCUUCAUGUUGUACCAUCGGUGCAGAACACGACAGCUUGGCCUGUGCCCUUUGAUAUCAUUGUUUCCAGCGUGCCCCGCCUUCAGCCCCGAUUCUACUCGAUUUCAUCAAGCCCGAAAUUGCACCCCGGAUCGGUUCACGUUACUGCUGUUGUCCUUAAGUACCAAUCUGUUACUUCAGAGCACCUACCUGCGAAGAAUGUGUACGGUGUUGGCACGAACUUCUUGCUAAGCUUGAAACAUGCACACGAUGGAGUCAUCCAACAGGCAAUUGCUGAUCCCUCGGCUCCAACGCAUGUCAAUACCCCAACAUACUGCAUUGAUGGUCCCAGAGGCGCAUACAAGGCUGAGUCUGGGUACAAGAUUCCGAUUCACGUGCGUCGCUCGACUUUCCGCCUUCCGACAAACCCGAAGACACCGGUUAUCAUGGUUGGCCCUGGCACUGGUGUGGCUCCAUUCCGAGGUUUCGUGCAGGAACGCGUUGCUUUGGCUCGUCGUACUGUUGAGAAGAACGGACCCGAAGCUCUUACUGACUGGGGCCAGAUUUGGCUGUUCUACGGGUGCCGCAAAUCGACAGUGGAUUUCCUCUACAGGGAAGAAUGGCCAGAGUACGAGAAGGAGCUCGGCGGUAAAUUCCACAUGCAAUGUGCCUUCUCGCGUGAACCGCCAUACAAACCCGACGGAUCAAAGAUUUAUGUACAGGACCUUAUCUGGGAACAGCGUGAAGCACUUGCAAAUGCAAUUUUGAACGGCAAGGGAUACGUAUACAUUUGUGGUGACGCAAAGAGCAUGAGCAAGAGCGUCGAAGAUACCCUGGCUCGUAUCCUUGGAGAGGCAAAGGGUGGCAGCGCUGAGAAGGAGGGUGCAGCUGAGCUGAAACUUCUGAAGGAUCGUUCACGGUUAAUGCUUGACGUCUGGAGCUAAAUGUCAUUCCCCCAAUCAUUAUUCUCUCUCUUCUGUAGACAGGCGCCUGCUGCAUUGUGAUAGGAACUCAGUUUGCAUACAGUACCGCAUUCGCUUUCUCUCUUAUUUUUUUUUCUCGUUUUACUAUUUAGUUGCCUUCAUGCUUGCAUCAUUCGCUCCUUACUUUACGAGAUUUCCUGGUAUUUACUUGCGGAUUUGUUCUUUUUCGACGAUACGCAGAAUACAUAGAUCGUAUCUCAC